This is a messenger RNA of Mauremys reevesii (Reeves's turtle), 8738 nucleotides long. RefSeq names its product actin binding LIM protein 1 (gene ABLIM1). The transcript has 24 exons. Lineage: Eukaryota; Metazoa; Chordata; Testudines; Geoemydidae. Gene Ontology annotation, biological process: cilium assembly; cytoskeleton organization; lamellipodium assembly. Bases 299 to 2251 code for a protein of 650 amino acids. Gene Ontology annotation, molecular function: actin filament binding. The record is from RefSeq and is a predicted model, not a curated record. Gene Ontology annotation, cellular component: stress fiber; actin cytoskeleton.
ACUCCAAACACCAAGUGGUUGCAGCACUGGAAGAUUCUUAUCUCCUCAGAUAACUGUUGGACCUGAUGUGUUUCCACUUAAAAAUGUGGCCCAUUCCCAAGAACCUCACCCCUCCACUGAGAAGCCUGUCAUCCACUGCCAUAAAUGUGAGGAGCCAUGUAAAGGCGAAGUGCUCCGUGUCCAGUCCAAGCACUUUCACAUCAAAUGCUUCACCUGCAAAGUGUGUGGCUGUGACCUGGCCCAAGGAGGUUUUUUCAUUAAGAACGGGGAAUACCUCUGCUCUGUGGAUUACCAGCGCAUGUAUGGAACCCGCUGCAAUGGCUGUGGGGAAUUCGUGGAAGGAGAAGUAGUGACAGCUCUGGGAAAAACCUACCAUCCGAACUGCUUUGCCUGCACUGUUUGCAAACGCCCGUUUCCACCAGGAGACCGGGUUACCUUCAAUGGAAGGGAUUGUCUCUGUCAAAUGUGUGCUCAGCCAAUGUCAUCCAGUCCAAAAGAGAUCUCCAGCUCAAGCAAUUGUGCUGGCUGUGGAAGAGAGAUAAAAAACGGCCAAGCGCUACUAGCACUGGAUAAGCAGUGGCACCUGGGAUGCUUUAAGUGCAAGGCCUGUGGCAAGGUCCUGACUGGGGAAUACAUCAGCAAGGAUGGUGCCCCUUAUUGUGAAAAGGACUACCAGGUUCUCUUUGGGGUCAAAUGUGAAGCAUGUCACCAGUUCAUCACUGGGAAGGUCCUAGAGGCUGGUGACAAGCAUUAUCAUCCGAGCUGUGCACGAUGCAGCAGAUGCAACCAAAUGUUCACGGAAGGAGAAGAAAUGUACCUGCAAGGUUCCACUGUAUGGCAUCCCGACUGUAAGCAGUCCACUAAGGCAGAAGAUAAGUUACGGCAUUCCUCAUCUGAUUUCUUUUAUCCAAAGAGUCUGGUUCUGCGCAGACCACGCUCUACAGAGCCUACAAGGACAUCAUCUGAAAGUAUUUAUUCCAGACCAGGUUCCAGUAUUCCUGGCUCACCAGGCCAUACUAUCUAUGCAAAAGUAGACAAUGAAAUCCUUGAUUACAAGGAUUUAGCAGCUAUUCCCAAAGUCAAGGCCAUUUAUGACAUUGAACGUCCAGACCUAAUUACUUAUGAGCCAUUCUACACUUCCGCCUACGAGGAGAGACAGGAGAGACAGAGUCUUGGAGAGUCUCCAAGGACACUGUCUCCCACCCCGUCUGCAGAAGGUUAUCAGGAUGUUCGGGAUCGCAUGAUUCACAGGUCAACCAGUCAGGGCUCUAUUAGUUCUCCUGUGUAUAGUCGACACAGCUACACUCCCACAAUGUCACGCUCCCCUCAGCAUUUCCACAGACCUGGCAAUGAGCCGUCCAGCGGUCGGAACUCCCCUGUCCCCUAUCGGCCAGACAGCCGCCCUCUAACUCCAACUUACGUUCAGGCCCCUAAACAUUUCCAUGUUCCAGAUCAAGGCAUCAACAUUUACAGGAAACCACCCAUCUAUAAACAACAUGAUGCAACUGCUUUGGCAGCACAGAGCAAGUCCUCCGAGGAUAUCAUCAAGUCCUCCAAGUUCCCAGCAGCCCAUGCUCCAGCACCCAACGAGAUACCAAAGAUUGAGACAGACCACUGGCCAGGUCCUCCCUCACUUGCGGCUGUAGCAGGAGCUGACAUGAGACGCAGAUCAAGUGGCAGAGAGGAAGAAGAUGAAGAGCUCCAGAGACGUCGGCAGCUACAGGAGGAGCAGCUCAUGAAGCUUAACUCAGGUCUGGGGCAAUUGAUAUUAAAAGAAGAAAUGGAAAAGGAGACUCGCGAUAGGCCACCUCUUUCAGCCAGUCGUUAUGAUUCUCCAAUUAAUUCAUCCUCACAAGCCUCGGCCUCCAAAACCUCCUCCCUCCCUGGCUAUGGAAGAAAUGGACUGCACAGGCCGGUGUCUACAGACUUUGGUCAGUACAAUAGUUAUGGGGAUGUGAGCGGCGAUGUUCGAGAUUUCCAGUCCCUCCCGGAUGGUCAUGUCCCCGGAAUGAGAAUGGACAGAGGAGUGUCUAUGCCUAACAUGUUGGAACCAAAGAUUUUUCCAUAUGAAAUGCUCAUGGUGACCAACAGAGGGCGAAAUAAAAUAUUACGGGAUGUAGACAGAACCCGGCUUGAGCGUCACUUAGCACCGGAAGUUUUUCAAGAAAUAUUUGGCAUGACAAUACAAGAGUUUGACAAGUUACCUCUUUGGAGACGCAACAACAUGAAGAAGAAAGCAAAACUCUUUUAAUUCACUCUACAUUUAUAGCCCUUUAAACUAAACAAAACAAAUUGCAUAGGAUAUCGUGUGAUAAAGUCCAUAUUCUCUUUGGAGAGCAACUUACUCAUCCACCAAAAAAGGAAAAAUCUGACAAAGGCACCUGUAUUCAUAGCAAUUGGGCCAACAUGAACAUUUGCCAAUGGGGUAAAAAUUUCUAUGUUCAGAAACUUGAUGGCAGUUUUCACAUGUGUAAACUUUUUACAUGUCGUAUACAUGAUAGGAAGCGGUUCUUUUCUUCUCCCUCCAUAAUAUUCCCUUUAUUUUUGCCCAGAAUAUGAUGGACUUUAUUGCUAAAGCCAGGAAGUGCUCUUAGGAUGCCUAGUAGAAUGAAAGAAUUGUAAUCACUUCAAGAAAUGAAUAUAUAUACAUAUAUUCUGUAGUAUACCCAUAUGGUAAAAUUAAUCCUUUUUGCACACCAUUUCUUAACUGGCACUGUUUUAAACAGCAUAUUCUUUCUGUUAGGAAAGAAUGAGGCUCUAUUCCACUGCAUACCAACCAAAUUAUUGGAAAACAAAUUCCCUGCUUGUACUUGUACUACAUAUAUGCUAGGAUAUCAAUAGUGAAUUGCUGUGUAUGUUUUCAGAUCUUCCCUCCUCCAUACUUUCUGCUUUAAUUAACAUGGCCUGGGCUUUACUAGUCAUUUAAGUAAAGGGAAUGGUGUAGGAGUGGCAGUUUUCUUGUUCUUUAGUCUGGGGAUUUAGGGAGGGUGGUGGGUGGAGGAAAUGAAAGGGUUAAAAGGAAAUUCUUCUCAAGUAUUCUCUGGUGCACACCCACAGACUUUGGGCCAAAUUCCCUGCUACUGCAAAAUGGCUCAGCUGCACUGAGUUGCACCCGCAGAGAAUUAUAGUCCUAUCUUGCACCAUGUUCUCCCAGUAUAGGCUCAGUGGUUACAUCCCUGUUGCAGACAUUGAGGAUACUGCACAGUGUAUCAAGUUGAGCACUUUUUUAUUGUUUGUGAACAUGUUUUCACUCAUGCUUUGAAAAGAGGGUUUGGAAUUCCUUUGAUGCUACAAAGAUGCAGCCUUGGUAUUGUUUUGUGCCUGGCACACUUUGUAGGGUGCAGGAAAUCAUGCUGGAUAGUUUUUUUUUAAUCGAGUUAUGCUUAUUAUUCUUUGCAUUCUUUUCCCACUGCUCCAGAGUGUGAAGAUUGCCUGUAUAUAACUUCACUGCUUGGAGGGCAGGUUGUGUUCUCACGAGGACAUGAGGAACACAUUACCUUCCCUGAAUGCUUAGCUGCUGAAAGGUCAGCGUCUUCUCUACAUUGGUGCUGAACUGCCAAUGUAUCCCUCUUUUUUAUGAAUGCGCUAGUCUACAGAGGGAUGUCAAGAUUUUCCUUUUAGAUUUGAUAGUUCUCAUGGGAGACACCAGAGCCUUUUGUGUUUUCCAUUACUGAGGACUAACACAUAGACAUCAGGAGGAGGAGGUGGUUAGGUCUGUUAAGUCGUGUAGGAGAUUUGAGAUUCUGGAUCAUUGCAUUGAGUUCUGCACUUCUGCUCCAGCAGGCUGCACGCUGUCCUAUAACUAAUCUUCUCCAUGUGCAGAAUUAACCAAAUCCUGCUUUCUGGUUGCAGUCUCAGAGAGGCGUGAUCCAGCAGAACCACUGAAGAGAUCUGGGCAGAGGGUUUAGUAUUUGUGGGGUCCAUACCGCCUGCAUGCUAGAGAGCACAGCCAGGGGAAAGGAAUAGUGCAGACCAGGGGAUGAGCUGGUGGAGGUGCUACCAUGCAGCGCCAUCAGCCAUUACCCCUAUGGAACAAGAGCACAGAAGUUCUCAGUGAACAGCAUAACACUGGUCCAAACGAAUCCCUGGGGGUAAUUCCAGUGACUUCAGUGGGGUUACAGCAAGGAUCAGUUCAGCAUGUUUUGUUUCAUGUUCCAGCACAAGCAUAAUAAACAUUUCCAGAUUACUACUGACAAGUAAAUGGGAGUGGAAUAGCUGAAAUGAGAUGCAAAUCCGGGUUACCAAUGAAACCAAACACAGCAUACUGAAGGGGCAAACAGCUUAUGAUUGGGGAGUUUGGUAGGGUUGGAAUUUGCUGAAAUCUGCUGUUUGUUCCUUGCAGAUUAUGGCUCAAUUUCAAGCCGGAUAUUUUGGGCAUCAGUUUUUAAAACAUUCCCGAAAUUAUUUAGGCCCCAACCCUGCAGAUGACUCCACACAAACAUAGCGUGACACACCCUGGUGAGCAGUGAUUUGGAGGGUCAGUCUUAGUCUUUUUCCCAGUUCUGAUUUUCAGUUCAAAGGAUGCUCUCCUGCGUAGCACAGGAAAAGCUGCAAGCUUGCAGACCACAUUAUUCCCUCCAUCUGUAGCUUUAUUAUUAAACAUCUCCACAGCUGACUAGGCAACAUUAUCCAACGGAAAAGUUGAAAACCAGCAAAGUUUGAAUUUCAAAAUAUCUGACCUGGUUAUUUUCAAUGCUUUAUUUUCAAAAACCCAAGCUAUGAAAAAUGACUUCAGGUUAGAUUGUAUCUAUUUCUAACCAGUUCCGACCUAUCGCCACUAUCCCUGCUUAGAAAGAAAUGAAAGAGAAGCCAGUUUAGGUGCCCCAGGCAUCUUAGCCUACACACAUCUUCAGGAGUUUGCUGUGUAGAAGCUGGUGUCAUUGUCCUUUACAACGAUAGGUUUCUCCAUUACUAAGAAAUACAUGAGGACAUUCAUGAAAGUUAAGAUGACUCAAAUAAAUGUGUGAAGUUAAAGCACAUUAAUUACAAAGGAUUACACCCCUGUGUAAAUGCUGUCAUUAAAGUGAUGUUAGUUCACUGUAGCUAAAUUCUCUGCUACUGUGAACUAAUGCUGCUUUACCUCACAACUUUAGUUAUUUCAUCUUAACUUCCCUGAGUGUCCCCAUGUACACAACCCCUAGGAGAUCCCAUGUCUUUAAGGAUCACUGCUGCAGCCCUGGGGCCUGUUUUCUCCAGUGAGCAGCUAGUAAUUCUCACCACAAGUUUUUCUACCUUCCCAUCGGCCUGAGAUGGCAAGUAGCAGCCUCAUAAACAGAGACAUAGCCCCAGGGAGAGGUUCGUUAGUUUGUGAAUCAUUUCCCUAGCACCACUCCCAUAUUCUGUUGUUUUGGGGCAUAUCUUCAAGAUGUAGGUAAAUUCCCCCUCCUGCUUAAACGUUCCCUGAAGAUAUGGUGCUGUUCAAGUAGGUUCCCAUUUGCAGAUACAAAUGCAUAUUUGGAGCACGCAGUUACCUGAUUGCUGACGUGUUCGCAUGUUCUGAGUGUACCUAGUGCAUUGCCAUGAUUGGCCUGGGUGUAAAUCAGUGCAGAAUUUGGCCAUAGGCACUUCUUUUUGAAAAUGGCACCCAUUACUUAUUGCCUUUCCUUCAGCUCUGCAGCACCCAUACCAGCCAUGAUGAGAUUGUUAAGGAAUGCUGUGUGUAGCUUAGCAAUAUUCAUCAGUGUUGUUGGGAUCAAGUAAUUUGACUUACUGUUUUUGUCCCCUCUCCUGUCAACUAAGAGACAGAAAAAAGACACGAGAAUUUUUAUAUAAACUAGAAAGAAGCAAGAAGGAAGACUUGGCCAGUCCAGUGUCUUUGCACUAUAUUGUAAGUGAACUCAUUUCUACUCAGGCUUGAAAAUCAGAAUGAUAGUGCAUUUAUCUUAAUAUGUGCAUUGUGUCUUCUCUGCAGAUUUUAGGAUUAAGCCAGUAGCUGGAAGGAUAGAUUUGGAAGUUUUUAGACUUGGCUAACACUUUCAGCUUCCCAGUGAAACAUGAAACCAUUUUUUUCCUUUCAAAACUUGUUUGAGGAGCUUCAUUAUAUUAUUUUGUCUUCCUUAAAGGAUAACUUCAUGCUGGUGUCAUUUAAAACAGAUUGGAGCCCUGUUAAGAGUUUGAAAAGAUUGUCUAACAACAAUGCACUUUUUUUCAGUUUCUGGUUAGUAACUUAAAUAUCCUUUGUGAUGACCUGUAAACUCAGAUCAGCUGCCAUAUGUGGUGAAAAGAGUCAGGCUGGAAAAGUAAUGAGAGGGUUAUUGGUCUUACAAGGUGCAAGACUUAAUUUUGUGAUUCUGAUAACGUCCUGGUGUUUCCUGUCACUGGACUGUCUUUUCUUUGAUGUUUGCCUGUUUUAAAGUUUGACUUGCUCUGAUGCUGAAGGUUUUGCCAUCCUCUCCCCAUUCGGAGGCACACCUUGGAAAGUCUUCAUCGCUCAGAUGGUCCAAAAGUCCUGUCAUCUGGGGAGAGUCACCAAGUCUUUUUGGAAAAAUUUGUUAAGCUUGAAUUAGCCACCAGCCUUUGAAGCCAAAUCCCUUUGAGUAGUUGCCUCUCUCGAGGUUUAUGCUGCGGCCAGUUUUAAAAUGCAAGUUAAUCUUUACAAAGAGAGAAUUCUUUUGUUCUGUUAUAAAUAUGGCAGGGAUGCCUUGAGGCGGGGAGUGGGUCUGGCUCAACUAGGGUCCUCCAGGGCUCCUCAGAGGUGAGUUUAACGUAUUUAAGAGGAAAUAAUUGCAGAUCAGCCAAGUGCUGCUCACUCUCAAAGCCCCUUGAAGGCACUGGAGUCAUAGACAAAUGUAAAUCCGGAGUAACAGGUGUAAAUCAGGAGUAAGUCUACUGAAGUCAAUGGAAAUAAGCUGGUGUAACAGGUGACCGCAGAAUCAGCCCACAGAAAGAGAGCCAGUGCUGUAUCCCAAAGACCUAAUACUGAGCAGGCCUGAGCACCUGUAGCCCCCAUCAAUUUCAAUGUAAGUUGGGAGAACUCAGCCCUUGGAAGGGCUGGACCUUAGGACAGAGGAGUUAUGUAAUGAAUGAAAAACCUCCUCUUUCUCUCCAUCCCUUUCCCCUCUUCGAUAUCUAUUAACACCCUUUCAGGAUUCAAUGUGGGGGGAGGGACGGUUUGGUUUUUGUUUUUGCUAUGACUCGCUCCACGUGUUGGACGCUACUUUAUAUCCACUGAAAAGAACAGUCACAAGAAGAUUCACCACCCACCCCAUUGGAGGGAACAAGCAAAGCACCCAACCUGUCCUGGAGCCAUGAUCAUCUCUGUCCACUACACACACUUGGGUCUUGAUUCUGCAGUCAGUGCUCACUUGAGCAACCCCAGUGCCACUGCACUGUCCACCCACUCAGACUUCAUGGGACUGUUCAGGCAAACAAGGGCAGCAGGAUUCUUAGUGCAGACACAUCCCGGGGAGGGCUGUUUAGACCUGGGGUAUGGUCUUCGGCUAUUGCAAUGUAAUGAGAAGCAUAGAAAGUGCUACUGAGCUCUGUGAUGAGAGAACAAUGUGCCUUUCUCCUUCGGUAUGAAAACACCGCCAGUGGUUGGCUACAAGACCCACAGUGGGUGGCAGCUGGUGUGGAUUUUGUCUUGUGAUGCCCACCUCCACCUUUUGUGUCGCAUUUAAAUAAGAAGACCAGUGUUGUGCACAGAUUGGGAUGUUCCAGUUGAAGGCCCCUCUUGUCAGGCAUCAUCUCUGAGGCCAAUAAGCAUAUUCAUUGACAUGUAAGCAUGUUCAGGAAGUGUGUGUGUGGGGGGGGAAAUAAUUGGCCAUCAGUGUUGUUGCCAUGAAUUACUUCAUUUCCCGAAGGGCUUCUAACAAGGAAAUUCAUUUAUGUUAAUUACUUCCUCAAAAUGUUCCUCCACAGGAGAGAAUAUUGAUCCUGCAUGCUUUGAGAUCGUAGUUUUCUGAGAUGAAGCAGCCCUUCCAUUUUGCUCUGGAGGCAAAUAGGUGUUUCAGCUGCACAAUCUUGCAGAAUGUUCAUGGUUAGUGCAUCAAACACAGCACUUUGGGCCAAAUUUUCAAAUAUAUUUAGGUGCGUAAUUCCUAAAGAUGCAGAGAGGAAUUGAAAGUCACUGGGAGUUAGGUGCCUAUAUGCAUCUUUUGGACCUGAUCCAUAGCCCAUUGAAAUCAACGAAAAGACUCCCAUUGACUUCAACCUGCUUUGGAUCAGGCCCUUACUCAGUUGGCUAGGCCAGAAAAAUAUCUAUCCCAGAAGCCAUUUCUUCGCAUAGUAAUGAGCUUUUUGUAUCAUUAAUAAAACUGUUCUGUGCAAGCAGAGUGACUGUGUGAGUUGCUAACAACCCUUGCAGUAAGGGGGCCUUAUAGAUGGCUGGGGUUUAAGUUUUGGGGCAUAAAACUAACUUUAAAAAGAGAUUUUGUUUUAAGUUGAUAGGUUUUAGCGAUGGGUCUUUUGUUUUGGGUUAGGUUUCAUUAUGUUUUCUCCCCUUCCUUCAGAAACUUGACAAACCAGCCUUUUUUGAAAGAUUCCCUUUCUUAUUCAGUGGUUUGCGGUAUAGCUCUAUUUCCGAGUCUUUCUGUAAAAGUGAAUUGAUGUCUGUCUGUACAGUAAGUCCUCUUGUUUGCGAAAUGAGAAGUUGACCUAGGUUGCUGUUCUGUACAAUUACUGAUCUUCUCCACUUUCAUAUUGCAAGCAACACAUAUUGCACUCCUAUGCCACUAUAAUCUGCAUCACUGUUGUACGCAAAUCAAGUCAAUGAAUAAAGUUUUGUGCUUUAUUCUUAA